Molecule: messenger RNA, 1062 nt
Organism: Candida tropicalis MYA-3404
Lineage: Eukaryota; Fungi; Ascomycota; Pichiomycetes; Serinales; Debaryomycetaceae
Exons: 1
Coding region: 1-1062 (353 amino acids)
Biological process (GO): DNA replication initiation; double-strand break repair via break-induced replication; mitotic DNA replication preinitiation complex assembly
Cellular component (GO): DNA replication preinitiation complex
Molecular function (GO): single-stranded DNA binding; DNA replication origin binding
Source: RefSeq, a predicted model, not a curated record
AUGGAAGUCAUUGAAAUUAAACAAAAGAUUAAAGAAUGGGAGUACUCGUUUCGAGAAAAACAUAAUAAACCACCUUCAAAAUCUGAUAUCAAGGAGAAUUCAGAGAUCCAUAAAUUGUACUCAUUAUACCGAGCUAUCAAGCAGGGAAAACAACCCAAACAAACAUCCAAGAGUGAUCCUGCUCCUGAAUCCCCAAUUAAGAAGAAUGUUUUUGAUUCUAAAGAGGAAUUGGGGCCAACUCCUCAAGCAAAUGGAAGGGUGAUGUCAAUAUUUGAUUUCAAGUUGACACCACCUGAGUCAUCACCUUUGAAAAAGAAAUCUACCAACACCAGUAUAUUUUCAUCACCCCAAAAGAUGUCCAUGCCACCACCAGAUUCCCCUGUAAAGAGAAUAACAACAGAGACACCGACAAAGAAUAGAAUCAGAUCUUUUGCCACUCCAACAAAACCCAGAUCAAUUGAUUUUUCAAUGUUCUCCCCAGGUUAUAGAAAUCAAAACCCUCUGACACCCUUGUCAGGAUUAAAUAAUAGCACAGUUGUGGAUUUCCAAGUGUCGCCAUCUCCAUUGAAGCCUCUCCGAGGUAUAGGGAAAAAGUUAGCUGAUUUGUAUAAAAGUGCAAUUGAAGAAGCGGAAAAUUUAGAAACCAAUGAAUUUGAUGAAGAAGUCAUUGAAGAGGAAGCAGCCCACCACGAAGAACAUGGAGUAGGUGAAGAUAGUGAAGAUGAAGACAACAAAGAAAAUAGAAAGGGAUUCAAACGAAAGAAAACUCAAAAACGACAGACCAAGAGAGUGAAAAUGGCACCGCGACCUGUUCUCGAAAACUCAUCAUUGGAUGAUGUGAACAUUCAAGAAAAAGUAUCAAAGAUGGAAGAAGAAGAACGAAAGCAUAUUGAAGCUUAUAUUAACUCAGAUGAGGAAUAUGAUAUUGAAGAUGAAGUAAACUCAUUAGUACCCGAAAGCCCUAUCAAGAAGACCCGAAAACCAAUUGCUAAUAAUUAUCAAAGACUAAAGAUCAAUGAUCCAAGAGCAAAGCGUUUCAAACAAAGAAUGAGAAGACGAUGA